AUGCAGGCCUCCGGGGCCGCCCUGGCCGUCCUUCUCUGCGCCACCGCCCUCUGCAGCCAGGGCUUCGCCGCACCACUUGGCGCCGACACCCCGACCGCCUGCUGCUUCUCCUACACCUCCCGGCAGAUUCCGCGUAAAUUCAUAGCCGACUAUUUUGAGACCAGCAGCCAGUGCUCCCAGCCCGGUGUCAUCUUCCUCACCAAAAGAAGCCGGCAGGUCUGUGCCGACCCCAGUCAGACCUGGGUCCAGGAGUACAUCACUGACCUGGAGCUGAAUGCCUGA
This is a messenger RNA of Pteronotus mesoamericanus, 282 nucleotides long. RefSeq names its product C-C motif chemokine 3-like. Gene Ontology annotation, biological process: eosinophil chemotaxis; immune response. Bases 1 to 282 code for a protein of 93 amino acids. Gene Ontology annotation, molecular function: chemokine activity. The record is from RefSeq and is a predicted model, not a curated record. Gene Ontology annotation, cellular component: extracellular region. The transcript is spliced from 3 exons. NCBI's taxonomy places the organism in Eukaryota, Metazoa, Chordata, Mammalia, Chiroptera, Mormoopidae.